UGAAGAAGCAGUGUCUGUGCAGAGAUUCAUCUACAGUUAGGAAGUGACCUCUGAUCAGUACUCAUGGGGGUCAAAACAAUCUUGUUUUCCAUUAUACUUCUGCAUGCAUGCACUGCCACCUUUAACGAGAGCUCUGAAAGCAGCUUUGAACAGACCAAUGAGCCUAUUGAUGACAAGUCUUCAACCCAGAUGUCUGAUGAACUCAGUUCAGGGUUACCAGGUAGAGCUGGUUCUGGACGCAACUUCUCUGUUAUGACAGAGACCUAUGAGACAAGAGAAAAUGAUUCCUUUUCAGAUGGGAUGCUGUAUGCAAAUUAUUCCAGAGACAAUUUUGGAGGCUAUCCUUUAAAACAUCCCACAAACUUUUCAAUCUCAUUCAUAAUCGAUUCCAUACCAGUGUUUGCAGAUCCAAUCAUUAUCCAUAUUAUUGAAGCCAUGCCAUGCAACAAGACUACACAGGACACAUACAACAUCUCAGAUCAGUCUGUUGACUUCCUCAAAGGCCUGCUGGUCACACGUGUCAUGCCCUCAUUCUACAUCAUCAUCAUCCUCAUUAGUUUGCCUCUGAACGCUUUGGCCUUGGUGACAUUCACAUGUAGGAUUCGAGCGAAGAAGCCAGCUGUGAUAUACAUGUCUCACCUGGCGUGUGUGGACCUGCUCUUCACCCUGCUGCUGCCUCUGAAGAUCCACUACCAGCUGAACGCUUCAGAUUGGGUGUUCGGUGAGGCGGCGUGUCGUGUGCUCAGUGCAGCUUACUACUGCUACAUGUACUGCUCCAUACUGCUGAUGAUGUGCAUGAGUGUGGACAGGCUGCUGGCUGUGGUGUUUCCCAUCGCCUCUCUGACCUGGAGGAGUGCAAGGAAAGCUACAUUCAUAUGCACAUUAGUCUGGCUGCUGGCGCUCGCUGGUACAGUGCCACUUCUCUCCAUAACACAAACAUUUAAGAUAAAGAAUGUGGGCGUCACCUGCCAUGACGUGCUGUAUCACACACAGCUGUAUGCAUACCUGUUUAUCAUCCUCUCCUGCCUCUACUUCUUCUUGCCUCUGGUCAUCACCAUAGUGAGUUACUCUACCAUCAUAUAUGUGCUCACUACCAAGAAUGAUCACUUGGAAACAUCAUACUCAAACAAGCGAAGGAGAGCUGUGAUUAUGGCUAUAGCUGUGCUGAUGGAGUUUGUAAUGUGCUUUGCACCAACAAAUGGCAUCUUGUUGUACCACUGUAUUCGUUUAGCCACCGGAGGUAGCAGCGAGGAGGGGAAAUACUACCUGAUGGCUGCGUGUUUGGGGAGUGCAAGUGUUUUUUUGGACCCUCUGUUGUACUACUAUGGCUCAUCUCAAUGCAGACAGCAGAUUCGGUCUGUGAUCUGGUGGAGGAAGACAAAAAGCACAACCACACCGUCAAACACAAACAGUCAAACAAAAUCAUCUAACCUGAGCUGCGAGUACACCCCGGCUCACAUUCAGGUGUGAAUUGAUGAUGAUUUUUUUGUACUAAAGAUUAAUUUAUAAAUUCAUAGUCUGUGCUAGUUUUAAAUGACUGGAACAAUGUUGGUCUUUGCAUGUACAUAGACCCAUAUAUAACAUAUAGCAUGUAUACAAUCAUAUUGCGCCCCUAAAGCUUCAAAACAUUGGGGUUUUUUAACACAACAAUUAAAAUGCAUUUAGUUCGUAUCUCAAAAAUGAAGGUGUCUGUAAAAUUAGCAUAGCAAUCAGUCAUGAUUUUUGUUGAAAUGUGCAUUCUGUAACAAUGCUGAUAAGUGUAACUUCCCCAUUUAUAAUCUGCUGUACUUAAAAUAUGUAUAAAUGUGAAGACAAAAGAGUUAAAAAUUAAAACAAAACAUGUAAAUUCUCUUUCCAUAAACAUCAUAUAUUAGAACACAGUCAACAAAAAUGCACUGAAUGUUGUGUAAUAAUUACUUACCAAGGG
Molecule: messenger RNA, 1927 nt
Organism: Onychostoma macrolepis
Lineage: Eukaryota; Metazoa; Chordata; Actinopteri; Cypriniformes; Cyprinidae
Product: proteinase-activated receptor 1-like
Exons: 4
Coding region: 64-1470 (468 amino acids)
Biological process (GO): thrombin-activated receptor signaling pathway; positive regulation of Rho protein signal transduction; phospholipase C-activating G protein-coupled receptor signaling pathway
Cellular component (GO): membrane
Molecular function (GO): thrombin-activated receptor activity
Source: RefSeq, a predicted model, not a curated record